Messenger RNA from Alnus glutinosa, 552 nucleotides. Its product is annotated as 7-deoxyloganetic acid glucosyltransferase-like. The coding region runs from base 1 to 552 and encodes 183 amino acids. The record is from RefSeq and is a predicted model, not a curated record. The transcript has a single exon. NCBI's taxonomy places the organism in Eukaryota, Viridiplantae, Streptophyta, Magnoliopsida, Fagales, Betulaceae.
AUGCUCUCCCAUAUACUCACUCAGUGUCCCACAAUCUAUACCAUUGGACCCCCGCAUGCAUUCCUGAAACUCAAACUUGGAUCCGAAACGACCACGUUGCAGUCUGAUCAACCUUCAAACAGCUUCUUCAAAGUGGACAUAAGCUGCAUGACGUGGCUUGACACUCAGCCAUUGCAGUCUGUAAUCUACAUGGGCUUCGGAAGCAUUGCAACAAUGACAAAGAACGAGCGGAUGGAGUUUUGGUAUGGUUUAGUUAAUAGCAAAAAGCGGUUAUUAUGGGUCAUACGGCCAGUUGUGAGUAAGGCUUGGAAGCUUAGGAUGGACAUGAAGGAUAUCUGUGAUAGAGUUAUUGUGGAAAAGAUGGUGAAUGAUCUGAUGGUAGAGAAGAGGGAGGAGUUUCUGAAAUCAACAGUUGAGAUGUCUAGGUUGGCAAGAGAAAGUGUGAGCGAAGGUGGGUCCUCUUACAGUAAUUUGGACCGUAAAAGUGUGAGCGAAGGUCAUCAAAUUCACUCUGCCACUCAACUUUCCAUAGCUGCUGAGUCAACUCCUUAG